GAUAUUGAGCUUUGACUUGUUGAAAUUAAAAGUAUAUGUUGUAAGUGUUCAAUUGGAGACAAGUUUUGAGGAAACUAAGGGUUUUUCGAGUGGGAUUUAUGGGAAAGAUGUAAAGUUUGCUGUUGAAGCUAAAGAUAAUGUAAGUACUAGGUUUGAGGCAUCAAGGGUUUGUUGUGAGAUUGAUUAUGGGGAAGAAAAUUGAUCCUGUGAUUAGUGCUGCUAGUAUGGCGUAUAGUAUGAGGAAUGAGAAAUUGACUAAGGGAGAGAAAGAAAUGAUUGACGAUUUUGUGAAUGUUUGAUGAAGCAAUUAGGAACCACGUAUGAAGUUGGGGACAUGGUAUGGGCAAAGAUUAAAUCACAUCCGUGGUGGCCGAGGCAGGUAUUCCUUGAAGCUUUUGCAAUGCCUUGUGUGAGUAAAACCAAGAAACAGGGGCAUCUGUUGGUUGCAUUUUUUGGAGAUAAUAGCUAUGGAUGGUUUGAUCGAAUGGAGCUUAUACCAUUUGACGUUAAUUAUGUUGAGAAAUCGAUGCAAACAGAUGCUAGGCCGUUUUUAGAUGCUGUUGAAGAGGCAGAGGAUGAGGCUGGUAGGAGAGCUGCUCUUGGAGUGUCCUGUCAGUGUCAUAAUCCUUGUAACUUUCGGGCAACGGGUGUUAAAAGGUUUGUUGAAGUUGAUAUGAAUGGCCAUCAGCUCGGUGUGGUGUAUUCAAAGCAGCAAAUUAAAAAUGCUAGAGAAGGGUUUCAGCCUUUCGAGAUGCUUUGUUUUGUACACAAGUUAGCAUCUAUGCCAUCUAGUGAUUUGAAAAGAAGCAUUGAUUGGAUUAAGAAUAUCGCUGUUGUUCUUGCUUACCGGAAGGCCGUGUUUGAGGAUGUCGAUAAGACCUAUGCUCAGGCCUUGGGAGAACAGCCAAUACAUGGUGCCAAAUCAUUUCAGGCUUUGAAUCUGCAGGAGCAAGGGCAUUCUCAAGAUCCUUUUCGCAAAGAAGCCACAACUGUAAAGAAGUCAACACUUGAAAAUAAUUCAAUUAAGGCUACAGUUGACGGAGAACCAAAGAGGGUAAAAUAUUGUGACAGAUCUCAAGGUUUCCAACAAUGCCGGCCAAAAUUCAAAAAACUAGUUGAAACUAGUCAUUCUUUGGAGAAUGUGCAGGUGGUUGGAAGAGUUUUGCCUCCCCCAGAUGCUGUAGUAAUUCGAAAGGUUACCAGUAGUGAAGGUCUGGAUGAGAAACCAAGAGUUCAGGAACGUUUUGGAGGAGAUUUACAUUCUGAGGAAACUCUUUUAGCGGGUAAAAAUAAAAGGAAGAAAGAAUUUAAGUCUGAGCCAGACCUUGAAUGUUCAGAUAAUCUCCUUAAAGAUGAAAAACGAGAAUCAGGCUAUAAACCACACACCUUUUCUUCUGAUUCUAUGGCUACAGAGCAAAUGGUUGGUUUAAGAAGUAUUAACAGCAACUUUCCCCAGUUGCUUAGUUAUCUGUUAGAUCUUGCUCAUAGCCCGUGUCAUUGCAAGAACAAUAUCCCUGAAAUUGUGCCGAAGUUUUUCAUGAAACUCAGAUCUGUAGUCUUUAAGAAAGACUUUGUUGUGGCCCCAGCAGCAGAAGCCGAAUUAACUGAAAGUUCACCUACUAAAUCUUCUGCCUGUUGUGUGGCUAAGAGUCCUUACAAUGUAACUGCUCAAGACCUGCCUUGUGCUUUGAAACCACCAAAAAAAGGGCUCAAACCUGAUGAUUAUGCAAAUGUUGGAGUAAACAGCAGCAUUUGUGAUCAUGUGAAAAAGAUGCCUGUGGAAGAACUGAAAAAAAUGAAGGAGCUUAAGUUAUUGACUGCAGAAAAGCAGACUGACAGCUGGAAGCUUCUGAAACCUAAAGGUAGCAAUGAGAGAAAAAUGAAUGUGGUAGUCCCAAAAAAGCUGACAACACAUACACCCAGGAACAUGCAGGAGACUUCAACAAGGGCCGCUGAACCUACAAUGAUAGGGAUGCAAUUCCCUCAUCAAUCAGCGCUGCCCUCAGUUUCAGAGCUCAAAGCAAGAUUUGCACGCUUCGGGCAGCUUCAUUCUGCUCCUCAUGUGUUUUGGAAAUUCUCAACAUGCCAGGUUAUAUUCAAGUUCAAAUCAAAUGCUCAGGCAGCGUAUGAAUAUGCAGUCAAAAACAGAUCACUAUUUGGCAGUGCAAAGGUAGAAUAUUAUCUGCAAGCCUUCCAAGUUCCUGCCACAGAAUUCCCUAAACCAGGCAAGCAGCUUGUUAUAGGAAAAUCCCCUGAUUGGGUUCCACCUGUUAUGUCCAUGAGCAUGGGUAAUUCCACUAAACCAAGGUCUACGCCACCUCAGCUUCCAAAUGUCCAGUCAAAAUCAUUUCUGAAGAAGCAACAGGUUGAUGAGGUUAUCAUUAUUCAUAGUGACACCCCCCAUGUCAAAAAUAUGAUGAAAGGGGAGGAAAGUAUUGGCACAGAGCAGUUGGCAAAUCGCAAUGUCAAAAUCUCUGUUGGCAAUCAUUCAAAUGAUACUUCAGAUGCCUAUGCAACAGUCAACAUUAAUCCACAAAACUUGCACGAGGUCAUGCCUCCUCUUCCUCUCCCUCCAAACAGGAUCUCUUGCAUGCUUGAGAACCACAAACUUGACCAUUUUGUAGAGAUUUGCAACAGGCGAUAUCUUCAACUUGAAGCAAGGAACAAGUGUAUCUAUACCCCUAGCAGCGAGAGGAGCAUCAACAUCUCAAAUCAAACACUAAACCUUUUAAUGAGAUGCCAUGACAUAGUUGCCAACUUAAAGUGCUCACUGGGAUAUGUGCCUUUCAAUCUCUGAUGUGAUGAGCAGCAGCAUAACAGCCGUGAAAUGCAGGAGUAAGUGUGAAAUUAGGCAGUCUAGAAUCGCCGAAUCGCCAAACCAAGACCCUUUUUACUUUUCCUAAAGUUUCAGUGUAAAAAAGUAAUGUGGAUGCUUGAGAGUUACAAAAAAAAGGAAAGUUGGUAUAGGAAUCUAUUAUUAUUGAAGAAUGAUGGGAAGUAGAUAGUUGUUACAUUGACACAACAGUAGUACAGCUUGUAAAUGCUUUUAGAAGGUGAAAAGAAAAAGCUCCCAGAAUGUUUCUUAUUGUUCUGCUUAGCCAUAUUAUUGGGAUAGGUAUAAGAUUCUGGCGGUCCAACUCUGGAAAACUGGACAAUAUUUUAAGAUUGCAGGGGGAAGAAUGUAUCAUUAUUGAAGGUUUCCUACCGCG
Molecule: messenger RNA, 3209 nt
Organism: Pistacia vera
Lineage: Eukaryota; Viridiplantae; Streptophyta; Magnoliopsida; Sapindales; Anacardiaceae
Exons: 2
Coding region: 299-2797 (832 amino acids)
Source: RefSeq, a predicted model, not a curated record